Messenger RNA from Protopterus annectens (West African lungfish), 5461 nucleotides. RefSeq names its product erythrocyte membrane protein band 4.1 like 2 (gene EPB41L2). Gene Ontology annotation, molecular function: structural molecule activity; actin binding. The record is from RefSeq and is a predicted model, not a curated record. Bases 375 to 4250 code for a protein of 1291 amino acids. Gene Ontology annotation, cellular component: cytoskeleton; plasma membrane. Lineage: Eukaryota; Metazoa; Chordata; Ceratodontiformes; Protopteridae. The transcript has 26 exons. Gene Ontology annotation, biological process: cortical actin cytoskeleton organization.
UGAGUACUGGGCGGUCGGUCACUGGACUCAUUGACAGGCCAUCCUUUCGGUAUCCUGGUUGUGGGAAAUUUGAGUUUGACGGUUGGGGACUGUUGUGCUACAAAAUAAAUCAAGAGAGGGAUUACCGGGGCGUAGCUGGCCAUGUGAACAUAGCAGCUGUUAAUCGUAUAUUGCUUUUUGGAAUUACUCUUACAACUGUCAUCCUUCACAAACUACGACAGGUAAACAGAAUGGGGUGGGUGCCUGAUGGAAAAGACUGAGACGCUGCUGAUUAAGGUGUUCUCAUUUCUGGUGUUUGUUGUUUUAUGGAGUUUCAUUUCCUGUCGCCUGGUAUUAUCCUUUGGUUUUACGGGAAUUCAGCUUGAUCUGUAACCAUGACAACUGAAGGUGACACCGGUGUUGAAGUACAGAAAGAGACCGAGAAGUCUGAUGAACAGCCUGCAUCUCCUAGUCAUCAGCAGUCUCCACAAUCCACAUCCUCGAGCCUUGAGAAUCGGGAAGAAAGAGCAGACAGUUCUGGAGAUCAGCACCAAGACACGGAAGCACAGUCUCCGCCACAAGGAGGAGGAUCUCCUGCAGGUACACCUCCAAGCAGCAAAAGUAGCCCAAGCAGUGAUAAAAAAGAAAGAAACCCAUCAGGAGGCAAGGGCAUCUCAAGGUUCCUGCCUUCAUGGCGAAAAAAACAAAGGUCCCAGAGCCAGACGUCAGAAGAGGACGCUGGAAAAGAAGAGCCAGCUCCAGUCAAGGAGGAGGAGACUACAGCAGACAAAGAUCAGAAUGUAAAACUUGAAGAGGAGGUAGUAAAAAGUGAAGAGCCAAAAGAAGAGGUGGAUAAACAGGAGAAGCAUUCUGUAAGUGGUAGUGAAGCACAGCCUGCAAGGGAAGACGGGAAGGAAGAGAAGUCUGAUGAGAAAGCUACAGAUAUAAAGGAAGAUAAGGUGGACUCGGACGAAAAGAUAGAACCAGAAGAAGCAAAAAGAGAAACCAAAGAAGUGCAGACAGUUCAUACCAGAAUGGAGAAAUCACCCAAGAAGACCCCAAAAAAGGUGAAAACAGUACCGUGUAGGGUGGUGCUUUUGGAUGGCACAGAAUAUCCUUGUGAAAUAGAGAAACGUUCCAAGGGUCAAGUGUUGUUUGAUAAAGUAUGUGCACAUCUGAAUCUUUUAGAGAAAGAUUAUUUUGGCCUGACAUAUCGUGACAGCACGGAUCAGAAGAACUGGUUAGAUCUGAUCAAGGAUAUCAAAAAGCAAAUUCGAAACUAUCCGUGGCAGUUUGCCUUUAAUGUGAAGUUUUACCCUCCUGAUCCUUCACAGUUAACUGAAGAUAUUACAAGAUACUUGUUAUGCCUUCAGCUUCGCCAGGACAUUGCUUCAGGCCGCCUGCCAUGCUCCUUUGUGACUCAUGCUCUUCUUGGUUCAUAUACCCUUCAGGCAGAGCUGGGAGAUUACAGUGCUGAUGAUCAACGAUUAGAGUCCAUCAGUGAGUUCCAGUUUGCUCCUAACCAGACAAAGGAGCUAGAAGAUAAGAUCAUGGAGCUACAUAAAACACACAGAGGUCUAACACCAGCAAUGGCAGAUUCCCAGUUCUUAGAAAAUGCAAAGAAACUUUCUAUGUAUGGCGUUGACUUGCAUCAUGCAAAGGAUUCUGAAGCAGUAGAUAUCAUGCUAGGGGUGUGUGCCAAUGGACUUCUAAUUUAUAAAGACAGACUUCGAAUCAACCGCUUUGCUUGGCCAAAAAUUCUCAAAAUCUCAUACAAACGCAGCAAUUUCUACAUUAAAAUCAGACCAGGAGAGACUGAACAUUUUGAGAGCACCAUUGGGUUCAAACUACCAAGCCAUCGUGCUGCUAAACGGCUGUGGAAAGUUUGUGUAGAGCAUCACACUUUCUUCAGGUUACUGUCACCAGAGCAACCACCGAAGGCCAAGUUCUUAACCUUGGGUUCCAAAUUUCGGUACAGCGGUCGUACACAAGCUCAAACUCGGCAAGCAAGUACACUUAUAGAUCGUCCUGCACCAUACUUUGAGCGUACAUCAAGUAAACGAAUUUCCAGAAGUCUUGACGGACCUAACACAUUACCAUAUGCCAAGAAGCUGGAUGCAGACCUGCCUGAAGAGUUCCGACCAUCUGAAGUAACCGAGUGGGAUGGCAUAAAAGAAAUGCUUCGAACGUUGACAAUAGCUCCUGAACUAAGCGCUGCUGAUGAGGAUUUGAUAAGAGACUCCACUUUUGAUCAGCCUGUGUCUGUUAAUGAGGUGAAACCCUCUGCCUCUGAACCUGUACUCAGAGAUGAAAAAAGAAGUGAAGAAUUGCUUUCUCAGCCACCAGAGUUGGAAUUGCACAAAGAGACUAAGUCUCUCCCCAUAUACCAGCUGUCACCAUCCCUCACUGCUUUAAACCAUACACUUAACUUGCCCACUAUUCCAGAAAUGGACACUUUGUCAGACAUUUCUGACGAGGACCCCUUUUUGCAUGGUGACUUGGAGCAGACAGCAUUACAGCACUGGGAGUUCAGCACUGAUGAACAUCACAUAAAUAACAUGCCUGGUGUUCUGAAUAUGAGUGUCAUUCCUCUUACAUCAUUUGUUCCUGCUGUUUCUCUCACCAAACAGUCUGCUUCUACAGUAGGGGCCAGCCAAAGCACUGUUGUACAAUCCAUCAAGGAGAUCAAGCUGACCUUCUCUUUGUCAGGAUUCUUCAGAUGCUUUCCUUCUAAGUUUCCCUCUGUGCUUGAUGAAGAUGGAUAUAUUAGUUUUCCAAGCCUCCCAGAGGAAUGGCUUGCAUUUCUUCCUCCACACCUUCAACAUCAUAUCCCUAUAACCUCCCCUUCCCUUAUUCCUUCUUUCUUACUCAUAUUUGUGCUGCUUCUCUCUGCUUCUCAAUCUGUUCCUUUCUCGCUGGUCAUGUCCUUUCCUCUUGCUCUGUCCCUGUGCUACCUGGAGCCCAAGUCGGGUUCCUUAAGCAUCAUUUGUGACAGUGAUAGGAAAGACAAAGCACAGGAAGAGGAGGUGCUGGAAGAGCAAGGUGAUGUCGUAACAGCAGCUGCAGCUGAGAGUAAUACAGCAGAGACCAAGGAAGAAGAACAUUCUCGGCAGGAAAAGGAUUUCGAUAAAAUACAGGAGGAUGCCUUGAAACAUCAGGCUAGUAUUAGUGAACUCAAGCGGAGUUUUAUGGAAUCUACACCAGCACCACGCCCAAAUGAAUGGGAAAAACGUCUAAACCAACCUUUAUCUCAGCAGACACAUGGGAAUAUUGCUGAUCAAGCAGAGGAAACUACCACAGGGUCUGCAGACAAUAUCGUUAAGAUUUCAGAUGAAAAUCAGAAACCUGAGGUGAAGAAGAAAGCAGAGGAUCUGCCAUUGGAAACAGUGGUUAAUGUUGAGACUGAAGGGAUGCCCAAAUUAAUACCAGGAGGAGAGAAAGAAGUUAAACAGCUAGCACCACAAGGAGAGGUGUGUGGGAGAAAAGACUCAACCUCAUCCUCUGACAGCAGCAAUGAAAGUGAAGGAGAGGAAGGGGGUGAAUACCAUACACAGACUAAGCUGGCAGAGAAUACAAUAAAGGAAGAAGAAGAAAAUGAAGAUAUGACACAGAAUGAAGAGCCUGGAAAAAGCCCAAGAACAGAUACUAUACAAGGAACUAGAGCCAUACUGGUAAACAGUGAAAACGUGUUAAACAAAGAACUAGUGUUUCAAAAUGAAGUACAGGAAAAAAUGGAAGAUUUGAUGGAUAAACAAGUGAAAAAAACUGAACAGCACCAAAAAGAGGAGCACCCUCAAGUUAACGGUGUCAUGCUGCACCAUGAAACUGAUGAUUCGAUACAUAUUAUUCAGUAUACAGAGCCCCCGGUGGUUAAGACAGAGAUGGUAACAAUAUCUGAUGCUUCUCAAAAAAACGAAAUAGCAACCAAAGAAGUCCCUAUUCUACACACAGAAACCAAGACCAUCACAUAUGAAGCCGCAGAGACUGAUGGAGGCGGAGAUAACGAGCCUGCCAUGUUGCUGAGUGCCCAGACUAUAACGUCAGAGUCGAUUUCUACCACUACAACUACACAUAUCACGAAGACUGUAAAAGGUGGAAUAUCUGAAACUCGGAUUGAAAAGAGGAUUGUGAUCACUGGUGAUGCAGACAUUGACCACGAUGAGGCCUUGGCACAGGCAAUUAAAGAAGCCAAAGAGCAGCACCCUGACAUGUCAGUCACCAGGGUGGUGGUACAUAAAGAGACUGAGCUCACAGAGGAGGGGGAGGAUUAAAAAACAUAAGAAAUUAAAGCGGUUUUGAACAUGAAGGAACUCAGAAUUGCCAAUUUAUACAGUUGCUGCUGUUCUGAACCCUACAAGAUUGGGGCCUGCACUUGGAAAAGCUGCUCAACACAUCUCUACAUUGGUCUGAAGAUAUCAAGAACACAUUUCAAACCUUGCCUUUCCUACAUGAAAUGCAUUGUAAUUUUUAUUUUAUAACCACUUUGUAAUAAUAUCACUAGCCUUUAUUAAAUAUUUUUACAGUUUUAGGUAUGUUGCAAAACCGCAUGUCAUCUGAUAAUUAGACUGUAUCAUAAUGAGUUAAGAAAUGUUAAAUAAAAUAACAUUUGAUCUUGAAAUGUGUACUGUAUUGUACAAAAUGGGCUAACUUAGUUGCAGCCUUUUUUUUUAAAUGAAUAUAUAACUUAGAACUGACAGGCAGUUUGUUACUAGAGACCAAGUCACUUCAGGUACAUCAAAAGGAGAAGCAAGAAAAUUUAGUCACAAUUAUUUUGUAUAUGUUUUUCAUAUAAAGUUGUUUUCUAAAACUAUUUUUCCGGUAAGUGUAACUCUGUAUUUGACUGGACUUGUGUACUGGAUAUUUUGUAACCUUUUCCUAUAUAUUUCAGAACAUGGUGCUUCUGAUCCUGGCCAGUAUGGGCAUGGAGUGUUCUGGAAUUUUUUUUUUCUUAAUAAAGCACUCUGCUUACAAAUAUUCGCUGCAUUGGUAACACAUAGUCUGAAGAAAUAAACAUUCCAUUUGGGGAAGAAACACUUGCUUGUGACUUCCCAACUAAUUUUUGCAGUAGGAAUCCUAUAUUUUGUAACAUAUUUAUCAUUUUCCAAAAUUAGCACAUUCUGAGUAUAAUUUUUUUUGUAAUUGCUCCUUUAUUCCCUAAAUAUUUUUAACCUUUUGAGUGAUAACCACUAUUUCUUAUUAAUUUGUGACUGAUGCCUCAGACUGGAUUUCUUCUUGGUUUAUGAUGCGGUGGAAGUGAAGUUAUUUCAAAUACCAGUGACCCCUUUCCUGGAGAUAAAGAGGAGAAUAUCCAUUUGCUUAGACUGUUUUGGGGAACCAAUGCAUAAUUCCCUGUAUGAUCAUUUCUGACCCUGUGUAGAUUGCACAAAAGAAAGCAGCUGAGUAGGUUAAUAGCAGCUUCUUUUGUGUCAUUUGAUUUUCUGCUCUUUGUAAUGCUGUUGAAAAUAAAGUUUAUUCCCUGAGA